Messenger RNA from Ipomoea triloba (trilobed morning glory), 1667 nucleotides. Its product is annotated as CDPK-related kinase 3-like. Gene Ontology annotation, biological process: intracellular signal transduction; protein autophosphorylation; peptidyl-serine phosphorylation. The record is from RefSeq and is a predicted model, not a curated record. Bases 1 to 1242 code for a protein of 413 amino acids. Gene Ontology annotation, cellular component: cytoplasm; nucleus. Gene Ontology annotation, molecular function: calmodulin binding; calcium ion binding; ATP binding. NCBI's taxonomy places the organism in Eukaryota, Viridiplantae, Streptophyta, Magnoliopsida, Solanales, Convolvulaceae. The transcript has 10 exons.
AUGACAACAGCAAUAUCUAUUGAAGAUGUCCGGAGAGAAGUGAAGAUUUUGAAAGCUCUUUCAGGCCAUAGGCAUUUGGUCAAAUUUUAUGAUGCUUGUGAGGAUGCCAAUAAUGUUUACAUUGUCAUGGAAUUGUGUGAAGGAGGAGAAUUACUUGACAGAAUAUUGUCACGGGGUGGUAGAUACUCAGAAGAUGAUGCAAAACUUAUUGUUGUACAAAUUCUGAGUGUAGUUGCAUUCUGUCAUCUACAAGGUGUUGUUCACCGUGACUUGAAGCCAGAGAAUUUUUUAUUCACCUCUAGAAACGAAGAUGCUGAUAUGAAGCUAAUUGACUUUGGUCUUUCUGACUUUAUCAGACCAGAUGAGAGACUUAAUGAUAUUGUUGGAAGUGCAUAUUAUGUAGCACCAGAAGUGCUCCACAGAUCGUACAGUUUGGAUGCAGAUAUCUGGAGUAUUGGUGUGAUCACCUAUAUUUUGUUAUGUGGAAGCAGACCAUUCUGGGCAAGGACAGAAUCUGGAAUUUUCCGUGCAGUCUUACGAGCUGACCCUAACUUUGAAGAUUUACCUUGGCCUUCUGCCUCCCAAGAGGCCAAGGACUUUGUUAAAAGGCUUCUAAACAAAGACUAUAGGAAAAGAAUGACUGCUGCUCAAGCUUUGAUGCAUCCAUGGUUGCGGAGUGAAAGCCAUCCCAUUCCUCUAGAUAUAUUGAUCUAUAAGUUGGUUAAGAGUUAUCUAAAUGCCACCCCUCUCAAGCGUGCAGCAUUGAAGGCUCUGUCGAAAGCUUUGACAGAGGAUGAACUGGUUUACCUGAGAGCACAAUUUAUGCUUUUGGAACCUAAUAAAGAUGGGCGAGUAUCUAUCGAAAACUUUAGAAUGGCUCUUUCAAGAAAUGCAACUGAUGCUAUGAGAGAAUCAAGGGUCCCAGAUAUUCUAAAUGCGAUGGCACCACUAUCUUAUAGAAAGAUGGACUUUGAGGAGUUUUGUGCAGCUGCUAUCAGCACUUACCAACUGGAAGCCCUGGAGGGCUGGGAGCAAAUUGCAUCAACGGCAUUCGAGUUUUUUGAACAGGAGGGGAAUCGAGUAAUUUCUGUUGAGGAAUUGGCUAGGGAGUUGAAUGUGGGCCCCACCGCGCAUUCGAUCCUCAGAGACUGGAUAAGAAGCGACGGGAAACUGAGCCUACUUGGGUACACUAAAUUUUUGCAUGGGGUGACGCUUCGCAGUACAAAUACAAGACACCAUUAGCAGAGUUAUGAAUUUACUAGCUGCUGAUCCUUUUUUCUUCUUCUUCUUCUUAUUGUCCUGGUCGGUCCAUGCUGCUGGUGUUUAGUAUAUUCAAUCAACAAGCGAUAGCUUCUUAGGUGUUUAUACAUUGAUGCGCUUCGAAUGAUAUGCAUUCUUUUCUUUUUUUCUUUUUUCUUGGAUUAGAGGGGGGAAGUGAUGUAAAAAAAAAAAAAAAAAAAAAGAAUAUAGAUGGAGUGAGUGAAAUAGGGAGGUGGGAUAUUAUUGUUUAGGAGGAGGGGAUGUUAGUGGGCAGAAGAAUUUGUUGAGUUGAGAUGGAAAGUGUUAAUGGAUGAUUUGUCUGUCUGAAAUUGAGUGUAUUUAGCAGAAUUGCAUGUAACCCAACCCUUGAGAAUUGAGAAAUGCCCAUUUUCCAAAUUCAACACCUA